AUGUAUAAUUCUGAAUACAGCAGGCUCCAGACCUUCAUCUUAUUCCCAGGGUGGCUCGCGGGCCAGCCGGUGCUGCCGCGGCCCUAUGCCUCAGCCUCUGCGCCCUUGUUCAAAAUCGAAGCGCCCUUCGAAGAAGCAUGGGUUCCCGCGCCCAAGCAACUGCAGCAGCACGCAGCCAUCGCUCCCCUGCUGCUGGUGGACAACGACGCGCCCACCUCCCACAAUGAGCUGGGGGAGUUCUGUGAGUCCAUGCUGCUGUCCAUGCAGAUACGCCUCAAGGUUGAUGCGGAGCUGUCCACUUUCCGGCACCUACCCUCUGCCAGCAGCAACCGCUUCGUUGCGCGCCUGUCCAUGGGCCAGAACACCACCGCCCUGUUCAGCGCCGCAGCCUCGGCCACUCCGAGCGGGGCCUGGCAAGCCAGCGGUGCCGCGCCGCAGACGCACAGCAACGGUCCCCAACCGGCCGACCGGCGCUAUGUAAACAGCCUCGACUGGUCCGCACCGCCCUCCAGUUUGCACAUGUCGCCGUCGCAAGCGGCGUCCACGGCAGCCGGCGGUGCGGCUGCGCCGCCACUACUGAAGGUAGCAGCGGCGAUGGCGGCCGGCGCCGGCGGCGGUGGAGACGGCGGUGUACCGCCGCUGCCGCUGACAGCCGAUUGCCCUCCAUUGGUCGCCGCGGCUACGCCCGUUCACCCUCCGUAUCCCAUUCACCCAUUCCUGCCCCCGCACCUCCAGCACCUGCUCCCCGCCGCCGCACGCCACUCCAACGCCGCCCCGCGGCGCAGCAACAGCAUGAACCGUGCUGCCAGCGGCCGCGGCGUCAAGCCGCGCACUGGCGGUCCACGAGUGCUCCAGGCCACCGAGCUGACCCACGGCCCCCUCGGCAGUCUGGCUGGAGGAACCUCCACACUGCCUAGCAGCGCCGAGGGGCCCAGCGUGGGUAACGGCGCCGCCGCCAGCGACCUAGGGUCUGGCCCCGGCGGCGGGCAAAAUACGCCAGCACAAUUGGUUUCGGAUGAGCGUACGGGAGGCACUGGCGGAGUUGUGGCAGGGUUGUGGCAGGAGCAGGACCUGGCGCAGCUGCCGCUGGAGCCGGCGGUGGACGUAGCGACGGGAGCGACGUACCUGUCCCCGAUAGUCACACCACCGCCGCGUGGUGGCGGCGGUAGCGCUGCUGCCGCCAAUGGCGCUGCAACUGCCGAGCGAGUCGCCCCUUACGCUAGCGCGCACCCACCCAGCGGCGCCAGCGGCGGGCGCAUACUGCGUCCCAUUCCCGAGGCUGACACCGCCAGCCGCCUGGACCUGCACAAGGAAGGAUUGGGCCCAGCGGCGGCGGCGGCGGCGGCGGCAGCAGUGGUGACGAGGCCGCCGACUUCCUCCACAGCCGCCGCAUUGCUCUCACCGCCCUGGUCCCUGGUGGAUCGGUCACCCUCACAGGGCCAAGUCCUGAUCUUGAACCCGCACCACCAGCAGCUCCUCGUUCAGCACGAUCAGCAACCCGCUCACCAGCAGGCACAGCAGCAGCACCAGGCCCGCGAACAGCAGCCGCAGCCGCAGCCGCAACGCUCCGGGACGCAGCGUAAGGGUACCCAGCGCCAUCCGGGGGGCUCCAGCGCCGCCGGCAGCAGCAACCUGACGCCAUCGCCGCGUUCCGCGUCAUGGUACGGCGGCGCGCCUGCCGUACACCCGGACCCCACACGUGUGGUGCCGGAGGUGCCUGUGGAAAUGCGGUUGUGCCGCGUGGCUGCUGAGCUGCUCGAAGGACUGUCGGAGAUCCGGCCGCUGUCGACCGAGGGGUUAGCUCCUGAGCAACUCGACGGCAACGGGGCGGCCACGCCGCAGCAGCAGCCGCCUCCGCCGCCCCUCCGUGUCGCAGCGCGCGCGGGUGGUGGCUCCGCCGCCGGGAACCCGAACGCGGUGAAGGCUGGCUGGCUGCCUGAGUCGUCAGCUCUGGCUCCUCCUGUGGCUGGUGUGGGAGGAGAUGGUGGUGGAGGAGGUCGCUGGCAGGGUCAGCCGGUGGCGGUGAAGCUGGUGGUGGGAAACCAGCUAGAGCACCGCAACGGAGCUCUAUUGUCGGUGCUAGGGGCGGCGACAGCAGUACAUUCGGGUCUUGUACGGGUGUACGGCAUCAGGCUGUUGCCCGCCACCUCCGUGGGUGCGGUGGAGUGCCGCGGCUUGUUCAAGGCUGCAGCGGCGACGGGCGAGGCGGUGGCGGCGGCUGUAGCUGCUUUGGGGCUGCAACCUGGGGAGGGGGUGCUGGUGGUCAUCAUGGAGCUGUGCGUCAUGGGUUCCCUGGGUCCGCUCACCCUCGCCGCAUACUCCCCCUUCCGCCCCAACCGCUGCUGGCCCGCCUACAUGGCUCGACGAGCCCUCCUGUGCACCGCCCUGGAGGUGGCGGGCGCACUGGCGCACCUGCACCGCUUCGGACUGACCCACGGGGCGCUGAGACCCAACAAUGUGCUGCUGGUGCCCGCACUGCAGGACAAGAGGAAGUUCUGUGUGAAGGUGGCCGACGACCUCCUCUUCCUGGCUCCGGAGGCGCUCACUCAGAGUGAGCCGGGGCGGCUGAUGGCCAGUCAGCCCGCGGACGUGUUCUCCUUCGGGAUAUUGCUGUGGUCGCUGGCGGCCGCUCAGACCAGCUGGCCGCCGGAGCUGCUGCUGAUGGACCUCCAGGGGGGCCCAGGGGGAGGAGGAGGGGGAGGGGCUGGCCCCGCGGCGGCAGCAGUGGCAGCAACGCUCCAGGAGCUGUACGAGGCGUGUGUCAGCUCCGCACCCGAACAGCGACCCAGCAUGGACCAGGUGGUUUCGGAGCUGCGGCUGCUAGACGAGGGGCUCCGUAAUGAGCGACCCAAGGGUCGGGCAGCAGCCGCAGCCGGGUAUGCGGCCCUGGCUGCUGCGGGUAUGUCCCGGGGGGGAGCCUCCGGGUGCUACAUGCCCGGGUUCCUCCUGUGA
Messenger RNA from Volvox carteri f. nagariensis, 2952 nucleotides. RefSeq lists its product as uncharacterized. The transcript has 11 exons. The record is from RefSeq and is a predicted model, not a curated record. Gene Ontology annotation, molecular function: protein kinase activity; ATP binding. Gene Ontology annotation, biological process: protein phosphorylation. NCBI's taxonomy places the organism in Eukaryota, Viridiplantae, Chlorophyta, Chlorophyceae, Chlamydomonadales, Volvocaceae. The coding region runs from base 1 to 2952 and encodes 983 amino acids.